AUGUCUACAAGUCCAGACCGCGCAACAUCGCCCAAAAAUAAAGAAAAUGGAGGUCUUACACUUGCGAUUAUUGGCUGUGGAAUUAUGGGCACCUCGAUCCUCCACGGACUCCUAACGGCCAGAUCCUCGGGGCCUCCUUCCGCCUCCAAUAAUAGUUCCAAUAUCAACACAUUCAUCGCCACGGUACAUAGCAUGGCUUCCAUGGAACGACUGCGCACCGAAUUUCACGCGCGGGAAUCACGUGUUCAUAUAUUGGUUGGCAAUGAUGGGGUGCUGCAGGCUAUUUCGCAGGCCGAUAUCGUGCUGUUGGCGUGUAAACCGUAUAUGAUUGAGGGGGUAUUAAAGAUAGCGGGGGUGCGCGAGGCGUUGGGCGGAAAAUUGGUCGUUAGUGUGGCGGUGGGAACGAAGGUGGGGAAGAUGCUGGCUGCGCUGGGGAUACCGGUACGUGAGGGAGGGGCGAGUUUAAACGUAAAGGGGAAGGAUAAGGAGGGUGGGGAUAAUAAGCAUAUUACUAUUGUUCGCGCAAUGCCGAAUUUGGCGGCUAGUUUUGGGGAGUCGAAUACCGUGGUUGAAAUUUCACCGGGCAUGCCUCUGUCGCUGCGAAAUAAAAAUAUCGUGCGUUAUAUUUUUGGGUGUAUAGGGUCGAUAGUGGAGGUUGGACCGGGUCAGUAUGAUGCGGCGAGUGUGUUGGCGGCGGCUAGUAUGGCGUUUUUGACGGUGGCGAUUGAUGGGAUCUUGGAUGGGGGUGUGAAGGAGGGGAUUAAGAGGGCGGAGGGGAGGGAUAUUUUGGUGAGGAGUUUGAAGGGAUUGGUGGGGUUGUUGGAGGGGAGGGGGGAGGGCGGGGGUGUGGGUAUGGAUGAUGGGAAGUGGGAUGGUUCGGUUAAUGGGAAUGGGAAGGCGAAGGUCAAGGGGAAUGGGAGGACGGGUGAUGAGAUUCGAGAACAGUUUAGUAGUCCUAGGGGAACGACAAUUGAGGGGUUGGUGGGGUUGGAGGAGGAUAGAGUGAGGUAUGCUUAUUGUAGGAGUGUGAUGAUGGCAACGAAGAGGAGUUUGGAAAUGUAG
Sclerotinia borealis F-4128 is the source of this 1062-nucleotide messenger RNA. The record is from the annotation of a GenBank genome assembly. NCBI's taxonomy places the organism in Eukaryota, Fungi, Ascomycota, Leotiomycetes, Helotiales, Sclerotiniaceae.